AUGGAGCCGGCGGUGCUGGCCUCGCACAACCUCCCGCACCACGAGCCAAUCAGCUUCGGAAUCGAUCAGAUCCUGAGCUGCCCGGAACCCCCCGGGAGCGGCCUAGGCCCGGGUCGAGCGGGCCAGGGCCAUGGGGAGAGUGCGGCGUUCUCGGGUGGAUUUCACGGAGCCUCAAGCUACGGUCCCGCGGGCUCGCUGGCCCCGCUACCAGGCAGCUCUGGUGUGGGCCCGGGCGGCGUGAUCCGCGUCCCGGCGCACCGCCCGCUGCCAGUGCAGCCGCCCGCGGGAGGCGCGCCUGCUGUUCCUGGACCCUCGGGUUUGGGCGGCGCCGGGGGCCUAGCGGGACUCACCUUCCCUUGGAUGGACAGCGGCCGCCGCUAUGCCAAGGACCGGCUCACUGCGGCGCUCUCGCCCUUCUCCGGGACGCGCCGUAUAGGUCACCCCUACCAAAACCGGACCCCCCCAAAGCGGAAGAAGCCGCGCACAUCCUUCUCCCGCUCGCAGGUGCUGGAGCUGGAGCGGCGCUUCCUGCGCCAGAAGUACCUGGCCUCGGCCGAGAGGGCGGCGCUGGCCAAGGCCCUGCGCAUGACCGACGCGCAGGUCAAGACGUGGUUCCAGAACCGGCGCACCAAGUGGCGGCGCCAGACGGCCGAGGAGCGCGAGGCAGAGCGGCACCGUGCGGGCCGACUGCUUCUGCACCUCCAGCAGGACGCACUACCGCGGCCGCUACGGCCGCCGCUGCCCCCGGACCCGCUCUGCCUGCACAACUCGUCGCUCUUCGCGCUGCAGAACCUGCAGCCCUGGGCCGAGGACAACAAGGUGGCUUCCGUGUCCGGGCUCGCCUCAGUGGUGUGAGCGACGCCUGCCCGACCGGCCGGGCGCUCUUUUCCGGACCGAGGCGCUGCGUGGAGCCCCGGGCCCGGGGCCUUGGAGCGCACGGCCGCCCACCCCGUGGUUCCGUAGCAGUGGAGCGUGUGAGGAGGAGGUGGCCUUGAGGCUAUCGUCGAGGGCUCCUCGGCCACUGCCGGCUCCC
Messenger RNA from Balaenoptera musculus (blue whale), 1033 nucleotides. It is a transcript of the gene TLX2, whose product is annotated as T cell leukemia homeobox 2. The transcript is spliced from 3 exons. Bases 1 to 855 code for a protein of 284 amino acids. Gene Ontology annotation, biological process: regulation of transcription by RNA polymerase II; animal organ development. NCBI's taxonomy places the organism in Eukaryota, Metazoa, Chordata, Mammalia, Artiodactyla, Balaenopteridae. The record is from RefSeq and is a predicted model, not a curated record. Gene Ontology annotation, cellular component: nucleus. Gene Ontology annotation, molecular function: DNA-binding transcription factor activity, RNA polymerase II-specific; RNA polymerase II cis-regulatory region sequence-specific DNA binding.